This is a messenger RNA of Branchiostoma floridae (Florida lancelet), 4135 nucleotides long. RefSeq names its product E3 ubiquitin-protein ligase TRIM37-like. NCBI's taxonomy places the organism in Eukaryota, Metazoa, Chordata, Leptocardii, Amphioxiformes, Branchiostomatidae. Bases 160 to 3135 code for a protein of 991 amino acids. The transcript has 27 exons. Gene Ontology annotation, biological process: protein autoubiquitination; negative regulation of centriole replication. Gene Ontology annotation, molecular function: ubiquitin protein ligase binding; ubiquitin protein ligase activity; tumor necrosis factor receptor binding. The record is from RefSeq and is a predicted model, not a curated record. Gene Ontology annotation, cellular component: peroxisome; aggresome.
UCCGCCAGUUUAUCACGUGCCCCGUCCUGACCAAUCAGCGGCGAGCUGCUGAGCCUGCCACUGGAAGCCAGUGGACCGUAGCAGUCAGGAAAGCUGUGGCCAAAACAGAUGUUUUGUUUCAAAUUCUCUGCUUUUAGGCGACAAAUUUGAACCGGAGAAAUGGAGGAGGGAAGCGUGGAGAGCCUUGCGGAGGUGUUCCGAUGUUUCAUCUGUAUGGAGAAGCUGCGUGAUGCCCGCCUGUGUCCUCACUGCUCAAAACUCUGCUGCUUCAUGUGUAUCAGGCGAUGGCUGACAGAGCAGAGAUCACAGUGCCCCCACUGCAGAGCAUCUCUUCAGCUCCAUGAGUUGGUGAACUGUCGGUGGGCGGAAGAGGUGACCCAGCAGCUGGACACGCUACAGAUGUGUGGGAUGGGCGCCAAGCACAGCGACGACGACAGGGACAAGUGUGAAGUCCAUCAGGAGAAGCUGAGUGUGUUCUGCUGGACCUGUAGGAAGUGCAUCUGUCAUCAGUGUGCUCUCUGGGGAGGCACGGUUUGUACCGAUAUGCAUGGCGGCCACACGUUCAAGCCCCUGGAUGAGGUGUAUGACCAGCACGUAGGAAACAUCAACGAGGAGGUGGCAGCUCUGAGGAGGAGGCUGAUGGAGCUCAUCAGUCUGGUGCAGGAAGUGGAAAGAAAUGUGGACAGUGUACGACAAGCGAAGGACGAGAGAGUUCGAGAGAUCCGCAACGCUGUGGAAAUGAUGAUAGCCAGGCUAGAUGCACAACUUAAGAGUAAACUUAUCACACUCAUGGGUCAAAAGAACUCUCUAACCCAGGAGACAGAGCUGCUUGAGUCAUUGCUACAAGAAGUGGAACAUCAGCUAAGGUCCUGCAGUAAGAGUGAGCUGAUAGCUAAGAGCACAGAGCUGCUACAGAUGUUUACCCAGGUGCACAGAAAGCCUAUGGCGUCCUUCGUCACGGCACCUGUACCUGCAGACUUCACCAGUGAGCUUGUGCCCCCAUAUGAUGCCAGUACUUUUGUCAUUCAAACCUUUAGUGUGUUACAACAGAGAGCUGACCCAGUCUACAGCCCACCUUUACAUGUCAAUGGGCUGAGCUGGAGACUCAAAGUCUAUCCUGAUGGUAACGGCGUCGUGCGAGCGAAUUACCUGUCAGUAUUUCUGGAGCUGUCAGCAGGGCUGCCGGAGACGUCAAAGUAUGAGUACAGAGUAGAGAUGUUGAACCAGUCCUCCCCAGACUCCAGUAAGAACAUUGUUCGAGAGUUCGCCUCGGAUUUUGAAGUUGGAGAGUGCUGGGGUUAUAACAGAUUUUUCCGUCUGGACUUGCUAGCCAGUGAGGGUUACCAUGACAUCCCGUCGGACACUCUGGUGCUGCGGUUCCAAGUCAGACCACCAACAUUCUACCAGAAGUGUAGGGACCAGCAAUGGCACAUUCGACAACUGGAGUCAGCUCAGGCCGGAUAUGUUGCAACUGUUAAUGAUUUAAAGGAGAGAUUAGCAAUAGAGCUGUCACGUAAUCAGAGAGGGUCAGGAAAGGUGGGGAAGGGGUCGUCGGAAGCAGCCACCUCAGAAGCAGACAACAGAAUGACCUUCAUCGAGAGUCAGCGAGGAGACAAUCCGUCCCCCGUCCACCCAAUCCUCAAACCUCGCGCCAAGCGAGUGGACUCCGUCUCCAUGGACCUAUGCACAGGGGAUGACAUUGUGGAGGGUCCACUGAUAAAGCGUCCGCACAAGAGAAAGGGGCCGGCCGGGCCGGACAUGGACGUCGAGUGUCUUGAAGGAAGGGGCAGAGAAGAGGCCACGGACGUUCAAGAAAGAGAGGAUAGCGCAGACGAAACACAGGAGGCAAGUGAAGGUGACCUUGAUGAUGCCACCCAUGACGAGGCAGACGAGGAGGAGCAGUCAGAGUCCAGUAACGAUGAGCGGGAUGUGGACGAAGAAACCAUGUCAGCUGACAUUGAUGUGGAGAACUGGCAGAGUUACGACAUGGAGGAUGGAGAGAUGGAGGGGGCGGUGGGGUUCUCCCUGGACCAGGGGAGGGGCGGAGAGAGAGAACAGGAGAGUGACGAAGUGCGCCUGCUUCGCCUGCUGGAGCUGAAGGACAAGAGCUCCACGGACAAGUGGCUGUUUCCGUCCAGACCCAGCGCUCUGCUCAAGAAUGAAGAACUCUUCGCCGACCCAGGAAACUCGCGGCGGUUCCGGGAGCGACGGAAAGACAAGCUGCGGUACCACACGGCGCCGUCGCUCAGCAGCCGAGUCUUCGACACCCUGAACAUCCAGCUACCGGAGGUGACGCUAGGCUCUACGGGAAACGCUGCCUGCAGAGAAUACAGCACUGUACACAUCACUGUGGGAACGGAGGCUCCAGGCAAUGUUAGUAGUGACAAAGUUGCAAAGAAAGUUUCAUCCAUUGGGCAAACGGCGCGUAGCUCCGCAAGUAUCAAAUUACGAAGGUACGGCAUCAACACCAGCUAUCAGAAGAGCUCCCAAGUGACAGCGAUGUCCAGCGGUGCCAGAGUGGACCGUACAGACAGUACUGAGGAUCAGGCUGGCAUAGUUCCAGACCAGGAUGACCUAGACAGCAGUAGCAGUUCCAGUAGUAGCUCCAGUAGCAGGGCCAGCUCCCCCAACCCUAACACCUCUCUGGAGGAGUACCCAUUGGUGGACCUGACUGACACAUCCUCCGCCAUGAGUUCAGCUCGCCUCAUGGCUCGUCUCAGUUCCCUGUCAGAGUCAGACCAGAGCAGGGUAGAGCCGUGCACCUCUCCCAGACAGUCUGAUGGUGGAGCCACGCCCGGGAAGGAAGGCAGCCUGAAGUGGACUUCUCAGCUCCUGUCAGAGCUAGGCAAACCUGGUAGUGGUGAGACCAGUCCUGAGGGGGCCGGACCUGAGCAGGGGGCAGGGGACCACUCCCAUGGCAGGACUCCUCAACAGGACUUCAGUGCCAACAUCAGUGCCGAGCUUGAAGAGGUGUUGCUACCACAGACACCCCAGGGGGACCAUGGGAGCUACAUAAGGUCCAGGUCAACUGAGGUCAUCACUCAGAUAACCAGUGGUGGAAACAGUCCAUCCUCUGACUACCCAAGAGACUCUACUACAACAGACAGAUCCUUUGACGCAGAGUCUGCCGUUUGACAAGCCGAAUGCUGCAAGCCUUAGUCACCACAUUGGGGAGCUUCUUUCACAAGCUUUUUGUCAACACUUGUGACACUAUCUGUAUGUUGUCAGUAGAGAUUCAGUGUACUCCUGAACACAAACAUAGAAUCUUAACAUCUGUAUACUACGACCACCAGCUCUCAAGAAGGUAGUACAUGAAUGUAAACUAUGCUAAGUUAGGUAGGUGGGAAUUUGACAGCCAAAUCACAUUGUAAAUAAGAGAUGUUAGGGGUGCCUAAGUAUUUAUACAAAAUUUUACACUAUUCAUAUGAGUUUUACCAAACAGAUAAGAACUUUACGGAGUAUAUACAAUCUUUACUCCCAGUAAAGCUUUUGAAAUCUUUAAAAUUUGUAUAUUUCUUAGUAGUUGAUUGUAUGGAUUCUGUAAAAUUUGCAUGUAUUUUGUAAAACUAGAAUGACAUCCUUAAAGGUUGUAUAAAUACAUGGGCACCCCUGGAUGUAUGUAGAAAUGGAUUGUUACAAAGUAGUUGUACCAUGUCAUGGCCUUUCUAACUUGUAGUGUUGUACACAAGUUAAAUUUUUCAUUCAUCACUGUGUAUGGAAUUGUCCAGAUCUUUGUACACAUCAAAACUGGCAAGGAAAAAUGGACACCACUUUGUACAAAAAGGCAUAGUGUUGUAACAACUGUCUUUAAAGUAAUGACGUUGUGAGGAAAAGAAUAACAGCUUUUUUACAUGCACUGUUUUUUUAUGGAUGUCAGAAAUGCAAUAGUAACUGACUGAAAGUAUGUAAAAAAGUGAAGAACACACUGCCAUGCUAAUAGUAAGGAAACUACAUGUAAGAUUUCCAGCUUGAGGCCACUCAUUCUAAGGUUAUGUUAGUAUUUGUUACUGCACUGUUCAGCAAAAUGCAAAUGUAUCUUUACUCUUACUUUGGUCAUAUUUCAACUGACUAUAAUAUGUGUUAUGUACUAUUUUAAGCAUUGCCUUAUGAAUGUUAAAUAAAAUUAUGUUGCACC